GCAAGCCGUAACAAAACCAUCUCCUUUCUGAAAUCCUUUUUCAAAAACCUCAGCACAAAAACCCUUCUCUUUCUACUCUCAUGAACUUAUAUUUUCCUCUCAUUUCACAAAAAACCCAACCCCUUGGAUGAUCAAGCUCCUCUCAUGGCAUUAUCGCCUCAAAUCAACCUCCGUCUCUCUCCAACAUCUCAAGCAAACCCAGUCCUCCCUUUCUCUCUCCCAAACCUCCAUCACAAACCUCACCCAAACCCUCUCCGACCUCAUAAAAUCAUCUGCAAAUCUCAAAUCAAUCUCCAAAACCCAAAACAUCCAUGCCCACUUGAUCUCCACUGGCCUCCACUCCUCCCUCUUCCUCCAGAACCACCUCCUCAAUGCAUACUUCACUUGCACCUCUACCGAAGAUGCCCGCAAUCUCUUUCGAGAGAUUUCGUCCCCCAAUGUGAUCACAUUCAAUGUCAUGAUCACCGGGCUUUUGAAUUGUGGGUUGCCCGGUGAUGCCCGCAAGGUGUUUGGUGAAAUGCCUGUAAGGGAUUGUGCUUCGUGGAAUGCGCUCAUGUCGGGUUAUUUUAAGAAUGGGAUGUUGGAGGAAUCCAUUGGAGUGUUUUUUGAAAUGAUUAGGGAUUCGGGCUUUGAUCCUGAUUUGUUUAGCUUGACUUGUGCGAUGAAGGCUUGUGGGGGGCUUCGGUGUGCUCAAUUGGGGAUGCAGAUUCACGGGUUGUUGAAAAAAUUGAAUCUUGAAGAUGAGACACGAGUUGAUUCUUCCCUUAUUGAUAUGUAUAUUAAGUGCGGGCUUGUAGAUUUGGCGGUGAAAGUUUUUGAACGGUCGGAAAGUCCGAAUCUUUUCAUUCAGAAUAGUAUGAUACUAGGGUAUGCGAACUUAUAUGGUGUCAAUAGUGCUUUAGAGUUGUUUCGGAGAAUGCCCGAAAGAGAUACAAUCUCGUGGAAUACUAUGAUUUCAGUACUAUCUCAGCAUGGACAUGUUAGACAAGCUCUUUUGAUGAUCAUAGAUAUGUUCACCAAAGGAUAUGAGCUUACUUCCACCACUUACUCCAGUGUUCUUAGUGCGGUCACGAGCAUUCAAGAUUUGGAUUGGGGACGACAUCUCCAUGCACAUAUUAUCAAACAUCAAUGGGGUUAUGAUGUCUAUGUUGGUAGUGCACUUGUGGAUAUGUAUGCAAAAUGUGGCAAGUUAGAUGCUGCAAAGAGAACUUUUGAAAUAUUACCAACUCAUAAUACUGUCUCGUGGACUUCACUUCUUGGCGGAUUCUCACAACAUGGGCAUGUUGAAGAAGCUCUGCAGUUGUUUAAUCACAUGAGAAGAGUACCAGUAGCAUUUGAUCAGUUCACCCUAGCAACAGUUUUAAGUGCUUGUUACAAUAGAAUGGAUGUUAGUUUAGGGAGUCAGUUACAUUGUCUUGCCCUGAAGGCAGGAUACAAUUCAUCUGUUCCAGUGUCCAAUGCUCUGCUGUCAGUGUAUUCAAAAUGCGGAAGCAUUGAGAGUGCCGAGUCAAUUUUCCACUCAAUGCCUUCUAGAGAUAUAAUAUCAUCAACGAGCAUGAUUACUGCUUAUUCUCAGUUGGGUAAUGUUACUAAGGCUCGAGAAUUCUUUGAUGCUAUGACUACGAGGAAUGUGGUGUCUUGGAAUGCUAUAUUGGCCACUUAUAUACAACAUGAAGAGGAGGAGGAAGGGCUCAAGAUGUUUGUUACGAUGCUGAGAGAGGAUAAAGUAAAGCCUGAUUGGGUUACAUUUGUGACGCUUAUUAGUGCUUGUGCCAAUAUCGGGGCACUUAGGCUUGGUAAUCAAGUCAUUGCUCAUACUCUAAAAUCUGGGUUUGAGUAUGAUACCUCUGUGGCUAAUGGGAUUAUAACUGUGUUGUCGAAAUGCGGAAGGAUCAGAGAGGCUCGAAAAGUUUUCGAUUCAAUUCAGGAGAAAGAUCUGGUUUCCUGGAAUUCAAUGAUCACUGCUUAUGCACAACAUGGUCAAGGGCAGGAGGCAGUUGAAAUCUUUGAGAAAAUGCUGUUAAAUAACAUAAGGCCUGAUUAUAUAAGCUAUGUUGCUGUGCUUGCAGGUUGCAGUCAUUCUGGGCUUGUUCAAAAAGGGAAAUAUUACUUCAAUUCAAUGACAAAUAAUACUAAAAUUUCCCCUGGCAUGGAGCAUUUUUCUUGCAUGGUUGACCUUUUAGGCCGAGCUGGUCUUCUUGAAGAGGCAAAAGACAUGAUUGAUUGCAUGCCUAUUAAACCAAGUGCCGAAGUAUGGGGAGCUCUUCUUGGAGCUUGCAAAAUCCAUGGCAAUACAAAGCUUGCUGAGUAUGCUGCGAAGAAUUUAUUUGAAUUGGAUUCAAAGGAUCCCGGGAGUUACGUUUUAUUAGCAAAGAUAUAUGCAGAUGGAGGAGAGUUGGAUAGCUCUGCAGGAGUGAGGAAACUUAUGAAAGAGAGAGGAAUUAGGAAGAAUCCAGGAUGCAGUUGGAUUGAGGUUAAUAACACUAUUCAUGUUUUCACCGCUGAUGAUGUGAAUCACCCACAGAUUAAUGAAGUCCUCAAAGUUUUGGAGAGAGUUAUUGCGAAGAUUGAAAGGUUGGGUUAUGUGAGGGAAGAUAGUAGUUUUGGAUCUCAAAGUUUUCAUAGUGAGAAGUUGGCAGUGGCUUUUGGUCUUAUUAGUUUGCCUACAUGGAUGCCGAUUCAUGUUAUGAAGAAUCUGAGGAUAUGUAGCGAUUGUCAUGGUGUGAUCAAGAUGAUAUCGCUUGUUGAGGGGAGGGAGUUGGUGGUUAGAGAUGCAAUCAGGUUUCACCAUUUUAAAGAAGGCUCUUGCUCUUGCAGGGAUUACUGGUGAUCAAGUUGAUAUCUCCUGGUUUUUUCACUGUUGAUUUCGUCGAAUCUGAGCUCUUAAGAUUAUGAAAAAAGCCCUGCAUCAACAAAGAGAGAUUGAGCAGGAAGCUGAGGAGCAAAAUCCGACGACGUUUUCUUCUAUUUACUGAGAAUCCUUCGGCUGUUGAUGAGGAAGCGAGAGUGUUGAAUGAAAUGUAGCUAGUCAUGGGUUUCAUGGAGCUUGUGUUGAUCACUGGUUGGUGUAUUUCGGUUGAUUGCCCUCUUUGUCGAUGCAAAAUUUUAACAUCCGUCAAGUAAUUUUAUUGACACUUUGCUACCUAAAAUUUACCAAUUUUAAUUGAGUAAUGUUGGAAUGUAGUGAGGAGGAGUUGGUUUGUGCUACGACAUUUUUGCAGGA
Messenger RNA from Asparagus officinalis (garden asparagus), 3223 nucleotides. RefSeq names its product pentatricopeptide repeat-containing protein At3g24000, mitochondrial-like. Gene Ontology annotation, molecular function: RNA binding; protein binding; zinc ion binding. Gene Ontology annotation, biological process: RNA modification. The record is from RefSeq and is a predicted model, not a curated record. Lineage: Eukaryota; Viridiplantae; Streptophyta; Magnoliopsida; Asparagales; Asparagaceae. The coding region runs from base 128 to 2830 and encodes 900 amino acids. The transcript has 2 exons.